AUGUCUUCAGCAAGCAGGCACAAAGGAAAGAGCAAGCCCCAUGCAAAGAAAGAUUCAAGGGACAUGCAUGAUGCAGGUCUUGACGAGUAUCAACAAGCUCUAUGGCGUUGGGUCAAUGUUUACAACCUCGAUGAAUACCUGCAAGACGUAUACGAUUACUAUGCUCACUCAGGAUUCACGUCAAUCGCACUUUCACGUAUCCUCAACCUCCUGACAGUUGGCUUCGUGAUCGCAUUUGCAACCUUUCUAUGGGGCUGUAUCGAUUAUUCCAAGUUGUCAAGGAUUGGGGAAGGCGGGAAAGGUGGUCGGCUACAGGACGUUACGAUUCCACGGUGUUUAGCCAGACUACCACCAGUCACCGCUCUCUCCCUGAUACUGUUCUCUACGUUUUACGCAUACCAACUUCUCACAUUCUUUUUAUCCCUACCCCGUUUGGCUCAAAUGCGGUCCUUCUAUACGCAUCUCCUCAAGAUUCCUGAUGAAGACAUUGGCACUCUUCCAUGGUCUGUGGUUGUUCAGCGUAUAUCAGCUAUACGUGACGAGAACCCAAUCACCGCGAUUGGUGGCAACGCCGAUGCCUCUUUUGCUGAUCAAGCGACCGGCACAGCAAAGUUGGACGCCCAUGACAUAGCGAACCGGAUUAUGCGUCAGGAAAAUUACUUAAUUGCUAUGUUCAACAAAGAUCUGCUCAACUUACGCCUUCCAAUACCUGUCUUUGCCCAAAAGCUUCUUGGACUUACCGGGUUUUAUCGCCGUGAUCCAGCUUCGAGCGAACAGUCAAAAGGAAAGAUUAGAACAUCAGGUACCACACUAACGAGGGCUUUGGAGUGGAAUCUACGUUUCUGCCUCAUGGCAUUUCUGUUUGAUCGAAGUGGCAGGGUCAAGGAGAUAUUCCUGAAGGAAAGAAGCCGGGAUAACCUUAUCGAAGAACUCAAAAAGAGGUUCAUCUUCAUGGGCCUUCUUAACGUGAUUCUAGUGCCUUUCAUUGUUCCAUACCUGCUGAUUUACUCCUUCUUUCGAUACUUUGAGGAAGCACGAAGUAAUCCCUCGGCAAUAUCGUCCCGUCGAUAUACUCCAUAUGCAGAAUGGAAGUUCCGCGAGUUUAACGAACUUCCCCAUUUAUUCACUCGUCGAUUGGACACAUCGUAUCCAACAGCAAACAUGUAUUUGGACCAAUACCCCCACACAACAGUCUCUCACGUCGCUCGCUUCGUCUCAUUCGUGGCGGGCUCCUUCGCUGGAGUUUUGAUUCUGGCAUCCCUGUUGGACCCUGAGCUCGUUCUCCACUUUGAGAUUUCUCAUGGGAGGACAGUUCUGUUCUGGAUUGGAGUAUUCGGUGGAAUUCUUGCUGUCACUAGAGGAAUGGUUCGAGACGGUCAUUUAGUUUUUGACCCAGAUAUCCUUAUGAAGGAAGUCAUCCGCCAUACACAUUAUAUGCCCGAAGAAUGGCGUGGGCAGCUUCAUAGCCAAAAGGUAUAUCAAGAAUUUGGCCAACUAUUCACCAUGAAAGUGAUGAUCUUCGUUCAAGAAUUGCUCUCCGUCGUUCUUACACCCCUCAUCCUGAUGCUUUCGCUACCAAGCUGCGCCCCAGAAAUUAUCGACUUCUUCCGUGAAUUCACGAUUCACGUCGAUACACUGGGCUAUGUGUGCUCCUUUGCUGUUUUCGACUUCAAACGGCAUGGAAACAUUAGGUUUGGAGGGAAUAUCGACGAGACUGGAGAAGAAGCGGCGGAUGACGUGCAACAAGAUGGGUGGCAAAGAGACGAACGCUUACAGAGCAAAGAUGGAAAGAUGGAGCAGAGUUUUCUCGCUUUCAAGGCCGCCCACCCCGAGUGGACGCCGACGGAUCCGACAGGAAGUCUUUAUUUGGAGAGGCUUCGUGAGAUGCACCAAAACAUGAAGCAUGCGCCACAACCCAUAUCUCGACGCUCGACGGCACCCACAUUCGGUGCCGGAUCGGCGAUGCAAGCUCGCUCCACGCUCGCCGAACGUUCGCAGAUGUAUGAGAGGGCACUGGCACAGUCAAUGGCCAAUGCUCGCGCAAGGCGAGGAGUUGGUACAAGUCUUCAAAUGACAGCCCCAGAAGAGCCCACUUCACGAGUCAAGCGGCGAACGGAAGAGGACCGAGCUGAAGAUGGAGGAAUCGGCAGUCAACUUGGCGACUCUUAUGUGGAUGAUGUGCGCAGGCAUGGAGGUCAAGUCAUUGUCGGGACUCAGGCUCGUGGAGAACGGAGCCAGGAGGAGGAAGAAAUCGAGGAACUCGCCAAUGGCGGUGUUCUGGGACUUCUCGCACAGAUAUAUGACCGUAAACGACCUGUAAUUUAG
Molecule: messenger RNA, 2325 nt
Organism: Serendipita indica DSM 11827
Lineage: Eukaryota; Fungi; Basidiomycota; Agaricomycetes; Sebacinales; Serendipitaceae
Source: the annotation of a GenBank genome assembly